Alligator sinensis (Chinese alligator) is the source of this 2837-nucleotide messenger RNA. It is a transcript of the gene RAB11B, whose product is annotated as RAB11B, member RAS oncogene family. Lineage: Eukaryota; Metazoa; Chordata; Crocodylia; Alligatoridae. Gene Ontology annotation, cellular component: recycling endosome. Gene Ontology annotation, molecular function: GTP binding; GTPase activity. Gene Ontology annotation, biological process: constitutive secretory pathway; regulated exocytosis. The transcript has 5 exons. The record is from RefSeq and is a predicted model, not a curated record. The coding region runs from base 541 to 1161 and encodes 206 amino acids.
ACGGUCAUCCUGUCUGAGGUCCAGAAAGCAUUUGAGGUGGAUGCUCUGAAGUUCUAAAGAAUCUUUUUUUUUUUUUAUCAAGCUUUUUCCUUAAAAUAACCUGCUUGGCAAACUCCCCAGCACUAGCUGUACAGUGGUAGGAGCCCUAGUCUUUGGCUUUGCGUGCUCCAUGUUGUUUAGCACGGCGAACAGGAGCUUCCUGUGAGACGGAAAUGCUGAUGGUCAGCAGUGCCGUGUCCUCAGUAGCAUUCACUGUUCUAGCAAAAUAAGGCGAGUGGUGACAGCAUCUCCAUGUGCCGGUCGCUGCAGUUACUCAAGCGAACGGCUGUAGUUAGGAUUAUGCAUGUGAAUUUGGCUGUCGGUAAUAGGAAUGAGCAGUUGUUCUUCCAAAAUGAAUACUUCACUGUCUCUCCUACUUCGAUAUUCACUUCAGAUAUAGUGUCCUGCAUGGCCUACUCGUUUUAUAAUGUAUUUAUUAUUUAGGUUUGUUUUCUGCCCCACUUGGGUUCAGGACGGCCUACAAUCAAUGAUAAACAACCCAUGGUUGUGUUGAUUGGAGACUCUGGGGUUGGGAAGAGUAAUCUCCUCUCACGUUUCACACGCAAUGAGUUCAACCUGGAGAGUAAGAGCACCAUUGGGGUGGAAUUUGCCACCAGGAGCAUCCAGGUGGAUGGGAAGACGAUAAAAGCACAGAUCUGGGACACUGCAGGGCAGGAACGAUACCGUGCCAUCACCUCAGCAUAUUACCGAGGUGCUGUGGGGGCCCUUCUUGUCUACGACAUUGCAAAACAUCUGACUUAUGAAAAUGUGGAGCGUUGGCUAAAAGAAUUGCGGGAUCAUGCAGACAACAACAUUGUCAUCAUGCUGGUGGGAAAUAAGAGCGACCUGCGCCAUCUGAGAGCUGUGCCCACUGAUGAGGCCCGGGCUUUUGCAGAAAAAAAUAACUUAUCUUUUAUUGAAACUUCUGCCCUGGAUUCAACAAAUGUAGAAGAAGCCUUCAAGAACAUUCUUACAGAAAUCUACCGCAUUGUUUCGCAGAAGCAAAUUGCAGAUCGAUCUGCUCAUGAUGAAUCUCCUGGCAACAACGUGGUUGAUAUCAGCGUCCCACCAACCACCGAUGGACAGAAAUCCAACAAACUCCAGUGCUGUCAGAAUCUGUGACCUUCUCUAGAUGAUUUGUGCCCCUUUCUUUGUCUGUGUUUCAGUUAGGAACUUAUGUGCACUUCCUAUCUCCUGUGAUUCAGUGACUCCCUCUGUUCCUUUUUCACAUCCUGUCUCCAAACUCCUCCUUUCAUCCUAGAGCUUCAAUUGUAGGGCUAACAUUCCCUUAUCCCUAAAAUUCCCUUUGAAUGUGAUGACUUCUGGGCUUGAAAUGUAGGCACUGAUCUGAUGGACAUGUUUGUGGUGGAACAUCUGCUGCUGGAUAUCACCCCAUGAAACUCCCCUUAAAUGUAUAUUUUUUUUUUUUUUGUGGGGGAGGAUGAGUGGGGGUUUGAUUAUAACAGUUGAAGAAAUAACUACACUUAGUUUUCUCUGAUAGUCAGGUUUUUCAGUCCCAUAUGUUCCCUUUAAUCAUUGGGGAGAAAUUAAGAAGGUAACUGUUCUACCAAACAUUCUGUUUUCUGUCCUGAUGAAGUAUCACAGUGAGGUUAUUAGUAGCUGCGCACACACAAGAAAGCUGUUGAGAGUAACAUUACUUAUAAAUCCCCCAAAUGCAGUUAGUCUGGCUGUGUAGUUUACUGCUUCCUGCCUGGGAAAUCUUUCUCUAGUCUUAAUUUUGUUUUGUUUGGGAACAAUCUAGUAUGUCUGCAUUGCAUUCUCUGCCACCAUGGAUGCCUAUGCAGCUAUGUGCAGGCUGUAUGAAGUGGCUUAAUAUUUAUUCUUGGCUUUGUUAAACAAUUAACAUUAAUGUACAGUAAAUGCCAGCAUAUUGAUUUUAAAACCUUUUUGCAACUUGUAGAUCUAGGUUCAUUUUGUACUGUAGGCUAGUGUCCAAAGGAGAAAUCCUCUCUAGUCCCAGAACUUUUUUUUUUUGCAUGCUGCUUUUUCUCUAGGUCUCUCCUUAACCCAUUUGAGUGAGUGAAGCAAUAUUUUCAUGUCAUGUGUAUAUAUACCUGCACUUGUAAGGUUUUGGUCAUUGUAGAGAAACAAAUACUUUAUACAUUUUGUAAGACUUAUGCAGAUCUGUAGCAUCUUUCAUUUUUCUUUUUGUUAUCUUUCAUCAUUACCUUUGUGCAUAAUCCUUUUUUCUUGACCUCUAACUAAAAUGUGUAAGAUUAUAUGUAAUAUACCCAAACCUGUUACUUCCCUCUUACUCUGUUUCCUGAGCUGCAAGCUGUAAUCUUCAAAUGAUUGUACUCUUACCUGAUGUAGCAGAUAUCUGUCAUCAGCAGGGCUAACAACUAUAAUACCUUCUGUUUUGCUGAAUGGGAAGUCUUUUAUCACAAGUUUGGGUAGUAGUCAGUCUCUUGCUAGCUUCAGAAAAUCCUCUCUGACUUUUGCAUUAGUCACUAGCCCUUGUACUAUUGCUACCUUGCAGUAAACCCUGAGUGUUGUAUUGACAGAGAAACCAGGUGAAAUUAUCCAGUGGGAGAGUUGGGAGCACCAUCUGGUUUCUGAAAGAUAAUUCAAGCGGUUUGCAGCAAACUUUUGUUCUGUAUGGCUUCCAAAUUCUGAGACCAUGCCUCACUUGACAGACAUUAUCUUGCAUGUCAGUGAGUUGAUUUUAUGAUGCAAAGUGAAAUUAAAACUGUAAAUUGUGCUUAUGAGGGGGAAAGUUGACAUUCCAGUUUUGACUGUUUGUGUGUGGUUAUGUAAUAAAAUUUAAGGGCGGUUAA